UUCCAGUGUUUGAUGUGGAGGCUGACACUGAGAAAAGAGAGAAGGCUGCUGAUAAUAUGAUUGUUCUAUCAAAGGAAAAUGCCGGAGCUGAAUGUGUUUACAAUCAGGACGUGGUGCCAAAGAUAGUUAAAAUAAUGAAGGUUGAGAAGAAUCAGAAAAUAAGGUUAUCCCUAGUGCGCGUGCUCGGGUUCCUAGCUAAGAGUAAGAUGGAGCGCGCUAAAGCAAUCUUGAAGGAGGCCGGGUCCCCUUUCUUUCUUAACGCUCUCAACACUAAGGAUGAGGAUUCUAUUACUGCUGUCACCUACGUGAUCCAAGCUAUCUUGGAUUCACUCUCCAGACUGGAUUUAAGUGAGAAAUGGAAGGAUAAAAGGAAGGAGAAGAAGAGAAUGACUGUUGAAGAAAGAAAGAAUAUGAGAGCUGAUGAGGAGGCAAGAGCUGAAAUAAUUAAGGAAAAUAAAUUAGAGUUGACAAGUAUCAUGAACACAAUCUGUUUUAAUACUACAUCAAGGACUAUUACAGUUGUAAUAUCCCCCUUACUGGACUUCUGA
Eurytemora carolleeae is the source of this 548-nucleotide messenger RNA. RefSeq lists its product as uncharacterized. The record is from RefSeq and is a predicted model, not a curated record. The coding region runs from base 57 to 548 and encodes 163 amino acids. NCBI's taxonomy places the organism in Eukaryota, Metazoa, Arthropoda, Copepoda, Calanoida, Temoridae. The transcript is spliced from 7 exons.